CUACAAUCUAUAUCACUGCAUUGCCAAUCACACCAUCCGCCCAAUUAUUAGAAACAUCUAAAAUCUUUAAGCGUUCUCAAGUAAAUGACAUACCAACAGAUACUCCUGACUCAACUGACUCGACGGUCGUAUCAGAAGAAAAUGUCUUAGAAAAAAGAGAUCCGAUAAACUUUACCUCUUUCAAUCCAUCAAGAGAUGAUAUCCGGUGA
This is a messenger RNA of Dentiscutata erythropus, 209 nucleotides long. The record is from the annotation of a GenBank genome assembly. Lineage: Eukaryota; Fungi; Glomeromycota; Glomeromycetes; Diversisporales; Gigasporaceae.